GGUUGUAUGGUUGGACCCUGGAAAUGGGAUGUCAGUCCCAUUCAGGGAGCAUAAAGGAAGAAAGAAAAUCUCCCAGUUGCUGCUGCUGUGACAGCGAGUGAGAGCAAGAGCAGGAAAAUGUCGACAGUCACAUCAGCAAUCCAGGCUCCUCAGGGCCCUGUGAAUCCGCCGCCGCCGGAGGUCACUAAUCCUAAUAAGCCUGGCCGGAAGACCAACCAAUUGCAAUAUAUGCAAAAUGUUGUAGUAAAGACCUUGUGGAAGCACCAGUUUGCUUGGCCUUUCUACCAACCUGUUGAUGCAAUUAAAUUGAAUUUGCCGGAUUAUCACAAAAUAAUAAAAAACCCCAUGGACAUGGGGACGAUCAAGAAGCGCCUGGAACAUAACUAUUACUGGAGUGCCAGUGAAUGUAUGCAGGAUUUCAACACCAUGUUUACAAAUUGUUACAUUUAUAACAAGCCCACAGAUGACAUCGUCCUCAUGGCCCAAGCCCUGGAGAAGAUAUUUCUGCAGAAGGUGGCCCAGAUGCCUCAGGAGGAAGUCGAAUUAUUACCCCCAGUUCCUAAAGGCAAAGGUCGCAAGCCGUCAGCAGGCACACAGAGUGCAGGAGCGCAGCAAGCAGUGGCCGUGUCUUCCGUCUCCCCGCCGGCCCCGUUUCAGAACGUCCCUCCAGCUGUGUCUCAGACGCCCGUCAUUGCUGCCACCCCUGUGCCAACCAUCACUGCUAAUGUCCCGCCUGUCACUGCCCCUCCCGCCGCUGCUCCCCCUCCGCCUGCUGCUCCGAUAAUGCCCGUGGUGCCUCCUACGCCACCGGUAGUCAAGAAAAAGGGAGUGAAGCGGAAAGCAGACACGACAACCCCCACCACCUCCGCGAUCACUGCCAGCCGAAGUGAGUCACCCACGCCCCUCUCGGACCCCAAGCAGGCCAAAAUCAUCGCUCGACGGGAGAGCGGCGGCCGGCCCAUCAAACCACCAAAGAAAGACCUUGAAGACGGAGAGGUCCCCCAGCAUGCAGGGAAGAAGGGCAAACUCUCUGAGCACCUCAAGUACUGUGACAGCAUUCUCAAGGAGAUGCUCUCGAAGAAGCAUGCAGCCUAUGCAUGGCCCUUUUACAAGCCUGUUGAUGCAGAGGCCUUGGAAUUACAUGACUAUCAUGAUAUUAUCAAACACCCCAUGGAUCUCAGUACUGUUAAAAAAAAAAUGGACAGUCGGGAAUACCAGGAUGCACAAGGUUUUGCAGCAGAUAUUCGGUUAAUGUUCUCUAAUUGUUACAAGUACAAUCCUCCAGACCACGAAGUGGUAGCCAUGGCCAGGAAGCUCCAGGAUGUCUUUGAGAUGAGGUUUGCAAAGAUGCCUGAUGAGCCUGCAGAGGCCCCACCUCCACCUCCAGCAACAGCACCAGUGGUGAGCAAAAGCACAGAGAGCAGUCACAGCGACUCAGAUAGCUCAGACUCAGAAGAAGAGCGAGCGACUCGGCUGGCGGAGCUCCAGGAGCAGCUAAAGGCUGUCCAUGAGCAGCUAGCUGCAUUGUCACAAGCACCAGUGAACAAACCAAAGAAAAAAAAAGAGAAGAAGGAAAAAGAGAAGAAGAAGAAAGAUAAAGAGAAGGAAAAAGAAAAGCACAAAGUAAAAGCUGAGGAGGAGAAGAAACCCAAGGUGGCUCAACCACCAAAACAAACCCAACAGAAGAAGGCCCCAGCUAAGAAAGCAAACAGCACGACUACAGCUAACAGGCAGCCCAAGAAAGGAGGCAAACAGGCGUCUGCAACCUACGAUUCAGACGAGGAGGAGGAAGGUCUGCCCAUGACCUAUGAUGAGAAACGGCAACUCAGCUUGGACAUCAACCGCCUGCCUGGGGAGAAGUUGGGCAGGGUGGUGCACAUCAUCCAGUCGCGGGAACCUUCCCUCAGAGACUCCAAUCCUGAUGAGAUAGAAAUAGAUUUUGAAACAUUGAAGCCCACAACUUUACGAGAACUGGAGAGAUACGUGAAAUCUUGUUUACAGAAAAAACAAAGGAAACCAUUUUCUGCAAGUGGAAAAAAGCAAGCAGCAAAGUCAAAAGAAGAGUUAGCUCAGGAAAAGAAGAAAGAACUAGAAAAACGGUUACAGGACGUCAGUGGGCAGCUAAACAACAACAAGAAACCUGCAAAGAAGGAGAAAUCCGGCUCAGCUCCCUCCGGAGGCCCUUCCCGGCUCAGCAGCAGCAGCUCCUCCGAGUCUGGGAGCAGCAGCUCCAGCGGCUCCAGCUCAGACAGCAGCGAUUCGGAAUGA
This is a messenger RNA of Fulmarus glacialis (Northern fulmar), 2268 nucleotides long. RefSeq names its product bromodomain-containing protein 3-like. NCBI's taxonomy places the organism in Eukaryota, Metazoa, Chordata, Aves, Procellariiformes, Procellariidae. Gene Ontology annotation, biological process: regulation of DNA-templated transcription; chromatin remodeling. The record is from RefSeq and is a predicted model, not a curated record. Gene Ontology annotation, cellular component: nucleus; chromatin.